AUGAAAUUGCAAACCUGGAGGUUUGUUUGGACACCGGCAGCUACAGGUGGAACAAGUGCAUUUGGUGGUAAUUCUGCUUUUGGAAGUACAAGUUCAGCUUUCGGCCAGCAAAAAACUGGAGGAUUGUUUGGUAGCACAGGUGGAACAUCCUCAUUUGGAUCCACAACUACUGGAGGGGGCCUUUUUGGAUUUUCAUCUGCUCAACAGCAAAAUGGCACAGGAGCGGUUAAGUUCAACCCUCCCACAGGAACAGAUACAAUGAUGAGAUCGGGGCAGUCGUCUACUAUCAGUACAAAACAUCAAUGUAUCACUGCAAUGAAAGAAUAUGAAGCAAAAGUUUUGAGGAACUGCGUGUUGAUGAUUACACUGCAGGAAGGAAAGGGGGUAGUGGUAGGUUGCUUCUCAAAUAAAUCUGCAUUCGGGGCAAGUUUCAGGAACAGGAUUCAGGUUUUUGGGGGAGCAACCAAUAAUACUACAACAUCUGGUGGAUUAUUUGGUCAAAAGUAA
Molecule: messenger RNA, 507 nt
Organism: Styela clava
Lineage: Eukaryota; Metazoa; Chordata; Ascidiacea; Stolidobranchia; Styelidae
Source: RefSeq, a predicted model, not a curated record